GGUACAAGGCGGCGCGACACUAGGAGCGACCGAUGGCCCCAGAGCUUGGUGUGGAGGGAAACUUCGAGGACUAAACAUCGUUGUAGGCACGGACGCCGCAGGAACCAGCGAAGGAGCUACCAGUCUCGGUGGGAAUAUCGGCGAUGACAACAAACUCAAAGCUGCUAAAUACGACGACAGAGCUGGAGCAGUUGAUGCGAUCGUUAAAGCGACGAGUUGUGGCGUGGACGAUACCACGAUCGUUGUGUUUAUGCUAGAAGAACUAGCUGUCGCCGAAGGCGUGGACCCACCAGGGAACGACAUAACGUCGUCCUAA
Molecule: messenger RNA, 316 nt
Organism: Paramuricea clavata
Lineage: Eukaryota; Metazoa; Cnidaria; Anthozoa; Malacalcyonacea; Plexauridae
Source: the annotation of a GenBank genome assembly